CUCAAUUAUUUUCCCCAUUUCCUCUCCCCUUGUUCCCCACAGCAAAAAUCCCCAAACUCGCCGCCGGCCGGGGAGACGGCCACAGGCGGCGUCGCCCCUGCGUAGUACCAUGGAGAGGACCACCGCAGACCCAAGAUCGGUGCGCCGCCACCUCUCCUCUCCCGGCGUCGCCCUCCCCGAGGAUCUGAUCGUGGGGGAGAUCCUCGUCCGGCUUCCGGCCAAGUCGCUCUUCCGGUUCCGUGCGGCCUGCCGCUCCUGGUGCAACCGCACCUCCACGCACCAGUUCAUCUCCUCCUUCGGCCGCAAGCUUCCUCUCGUCGGUCUGUAUUCGAACCCCCUGAAAAGCUUACACGACAAAUCUGGCCUCGAGUGUGUGGAUGUUCUUGCCGCCGCCAACAACCUCAGAUCUGUCCUCACUUUUGAUUGCUACUCGAACUGGCUCUGCGCUUCCUUGGAUGGCCUCUUGUUGGUGUCCUACGGCAAUGGUCGCCACAUUAUCUGCAACCCUGCCACCCGGCAAUCGAUCCCGCUCCCUCAGCUCACCGGAGGAGUCGUUGCAGGCUUGUACUCGUCGCCCACCGCCGACAGGGGCGUGGAGUACCGUACUCUGUUUUCCAAGGGAAGACUCCCCAUAUGCAAUCCCAAGUACUACAUCCUCACCGUCGGCUCACCAAUGGAGCCCAGACCCGUCCAGCUGCCUGAGGAACCCGACAAUCUGAAGAUAGCGUUGCUCCACGGCAUCAACGAUCCCACUCCAAGCCUGUGCCAUCGGCCAACAGUUAUGCUCAACAGCUGUCUUCACUGGGUGCCAGAGUCAUGCCGUCAUGACAAAGUGGUUGUUUUCGAUACGGUGGCCGAGUCAUUCAGAUCCAUUCAAUCUCCGACUGCCGCCCAAGAAAAUACUCGCUUGUUUGAGAUGGGCAGUCAGCUUGGCUUCAGCUUGUACAAUGGCAGAAGUGAUACAGUGAGCAUUUGGUCCCUGCAUGAUUACAACAAUGAGAUCUGGGCGCUAAGGCAUUCCAUUAACUUGUCGAUGGUGGUCACAUCCUCGAUGAGAAGUUACAUGAUUCUCUCUGACAAAGGCGAUGUGCUAAUUUCCUGCAGAGGUUCUGGCCAGCUUAUUCACUGUGAUACUGAAGCAAAUGUACUGAACCAGUUAACAUGUGAACCAAGAGAUCCAAGCUUCACUGGACAUUGGUUCAAGGAGAACAUUUCGAGGCAUGAUUUCUUCCAGAGGAAAAAAGGGCAGCGCCUGAGGCAGCAGACACGCUUUCUCAAAGGCCUCUAAGAAGGACAUGGAGGACCUGAAACCUCUUCAGGAAGGUGUCCCUUGUCGUAUUUGGUUUGUCCCUUCGUGCUUUAGCUAUUGUGGUUUCAAUGUGGUAGGGGAGCAGGAGUGUGCUCAAGGUUGCCUUUACUGGAGCUGUCUGUUUGAUUAGCGUGAAUGGGGAGAACUGACUUCUUUGUGACAUAUAUUAUACAGAAACAGCGUACAUCCUAUAAAUUCUAAACUAUGUCAUCUUAAGUCAAGUGGUUUCUGAUAGUUUUUUUUUUUGCGUGGAUGGUUUUGAUAGUUAUUAUAUAUUCCCAUACAUUAGGCACACACCCUGCAGACCCUAUAUGCUUGUUGUGUGCAUAUGUGUUGUUCUGGAUGUCUUUAUCGAAUAUGAAUGUAGUUUACACAAUGUACCUUUUGGUUCCCAAAUGAACAGGACCUGUGAUAUUUCAAAUUCCCAUAUCAUUGUAGAGUCAUUAAGUUAGGAAAGUGAUAUUGUCAGCUUCACGGGGGACAUGGUACGCUGUGCCUUAUGAGCACCACUAUGAGCGACACGUCCGCUUCAGCUUUGUGCCACCAUCCCGUGGGUCGCGCUGAGCUCUCGAUGGUUGAGUCGAUGCGAACCGACUCAGCCUGUUGUCUGUUUCAUCAUGACCGCCUAACGGGUCCGCUUGGGAAGGUGCCGUUUUGUACCCCGAGAGAUUUAGUGUAGCAACUGAAUGGUGUAGGCCAAUGUGGUGCCCUCCAGGCCUAUAUUAGGAGAGGACCAAGGCCGUAGCAAGAGGAUGGAUCUUUUUUUGUUAGACUCUUGGGAAAGCUAGCUCUAGAGACAAACUCAACUGAAGGUUAGAACUAGGAGAAGAGCAAGAGAGCUAUUGCGAGCAGUAGUUUGUAGCCACUCUUGUACACAGAUCAAGAAGAAGAGCAGGACGUAGACUGUUACACCUCGCGGUGGCUUUAACCUUGGUAAAAAUCUUGUGUCUUUGUCGUGAAUAUUGCUGAAGUGUGUUAUGCCUUGGUUGAACAACAAAAAGGGGAUUAACCUUAAUCCCUGAUGUCGACCAUCACACGUCGACAUCUAGCACGCCAGGUAGGGGGCAUGACUUCAGUUUCUUUGAACCCGAUUACCUCAGCCAUGUUCUUGCACGAAUCUCGAUGGCAACGUCAGCGACGCCAGUCAUCACCAGCGCGCAAGGGUCCUCUCGGCAUGGAUGACCACCCUAGUGCAUCGGGGAAGCCUAGUUGACUUCUCGCCGUAGGGUGACCGACAAAGGAACGGUCUAGGAGGUAGCAAUUAACCAUCCAUGUUCUCCUUCAACGCCCUUCCUUUACGAUGGUAGAGGAAUCCCCCAUGGGCGUUUGGCUCUGGGAGAUUGCAGGUUUGGUAGGCGUCGCCCACCACCAGUUCACAGUCAAAAGUGCCCGUCGUAAUUGAGAUGACGACCUCGACUCCCUGGGGGUGCAAGACCGUGGCGUGCAUCCGUUGAGGUGCUUCCGCACCCACUACGCGUCACCAGCUCAAUGUAUUGGCCCGAGAAGUAAACACCACGCUCCCAAGUAUCGACGCGUCCUGACAGCUCAAAUGCUUAGACAUCUCGAUCACAUUCAACCGUGAUGACCACCCCAGGAGCAUGAUGGGGUGGGACAACUUCCAUCGGUGGUCCCUCGAUGAUUUGCAACAUGAAGGUAACCAACAUGUUGGUGGAUGGAGGCGUGGGCCUCAACAUCUUCUCCCUUAACAUCUUCGAAAAGAUGCAAGUGCCCCCAGGGCGCCUGCGACCGACGAAGUCGUUUAGUGGCGUCACUCCAGGGGUCACGGUGCCGCUCAGGCACGUGUCCUUGAUGGUCACCUUCGGCACCAAAGAUAACUACCGGUCGGGAAGCAUCGUUUUCGACAUUGCCAAACUCAACUUCUCUUACAACGACAUCCUCGGGCUCCCGAUGCUUGUAAAGUUCAUGGCAGUAGCUCACUACACCUACCAGACGCUCAAAUUGCCCAGGCCUCAAGGCUUGAUCUCCAUACCGGCCGAUCUUCGGAGCUUCGUGCUCUAUGCGGAAAAGCUGUAUGUGACAGUGGCCGCUUCAGCCGACGACAUAAGGAUCGACCUGACUGCUCGGACCUGACCCAAAGAAAGUCUAGGCUUUCUUCUGACGGCGUUGCCAUAUUCAAGGAGACACCGCUCGGUGAAGAUCUAAAGAAACUACUAUUGACCUAACCUUAAUUACUAUAAAGUAGAUAAAAGUAAACGACAAUGUUCUUCUCUGCUUUUAUUGACAGGGUCGGCGCCUUUAUGUAAUAGACAAGACUUGGCCAACAAGCCUGAAUUCUAUUCAAACUCUAAUACAAUCUCUAAAUUGACUGGACUCUUUCCUAACAAAGAUGCUUAAUCAACUAUUACUCUAAUCAAGGGAUAAGACUCCACGUUUGAUGGGAUCGUCCACAUAACAUCUGUCCCUUAAAAAGUAGCUUGUCCGCAAGCUAUAGGUUGCCACUUGCCUUGGGUGCUACCAUAUGUGGAGCUAUCGAUCAUAGUUAUCAGCCUUGAUGAAGAAGAGCCGCACACGCCGGUGGCCCCGAACAUAAAUCUUGUUGCAGUUGAAGGCCUUGGCGAUGACGUUCUGCUAACUCGGUAGUAGUGAGGCACUGAACCUAUUGUGGUGGGGUUGGCUUUGGAGUGGUUGAUGACAAAACAUGUUAGUGGCGCUGGUGGGGAAGGUAUUAUAGCUGUGUUUAUCGCAGGAAGAUAGCAGGGGCACAAGAGCCCGGUAGGACCAGAAGGCUAGUGUGGUGACAUUGUUGGAGGGAAAUGCCUCUGAUCAUAGGCCUUGACGAAGGAGGUUGCGGUGUUGAGGUUAGAUGGUCGCUUAACCAUCGGGCACCCUGCUGUGUACAGAAACCAUUGUUGGGACAGUGUUCCCGGCUCAUUGUUGCGCCACAUGAGCGCUAGAAACUUGCUGGUCUAGUCGACAAUCGAGGAACUGAAUGGCAAACGUGCUAACUCGCUCAAAGGAUUUCGUGCGGAGUGAUGGCCCAAACCAAACAUGCAAGCUUCCUUGAGCUGCUCCCAUGUUGGCAUGCCGAAAUCGCGCUCGAGUUGUAAGUACAAGAACUGAGUGUCAUUGGUGAGGUGGUACGUUGCAGUCCAGACCUUGUCAGCUUCGGCCGUGCACUGUGAACGAAAGAAUUGCUCGCACCUAUGGAGCCAACUCAGAGGAUCGAUCGAACCAUCAUACGUAGGGAGGUCGAGCUUGUGGAAGUGAGGUACACGUGAACUGAAACCUGAGCCGAGGUGAUUGUUAGGUUGGAGCGAAAGGGAGCAGAUGGGCAGGGUGGAUCCACAGAUGGCUUGUGCAGGGGGCGCAACCAGCGACGUAUGAAAUCGGUUGGCAGGUGGAGACAUGAAGAUGGCAGAGGCGGUGGUGAAAAUCUUCUGCUGCUACUGCUUAUGGUAGGGCUGCUGUUGGUAGGUGGGUGG
Triticum aestivum (bread wheat) is the source of this 4752-nucleotide messenger RNA. RefSeq names its product F-box protein At5g49610. Lineage: Eukaryota; Viridiplantae; Streptophyta; Magnoliopsida; Poales; Poaceae. Gene Ontology annotation, molecular function: protein binding. The transcript has 2 exons. The coding region runs from base 110 to 1288 and encodes 392 amino acids. The record is from RefSeq and is a predicted model, not a curated record.